GUGCGGCAUGCGCAUCGGCCGCGACUUAUCUUGCCAAUUCUUGCGAAUAAAUAAUAAUGCGAAUGUGUGAGUACUGUGAACUGUGAAUUGUGACUGUGAGUGAUAUAGAAUUAUUGCAUCUUUUACACGACAGUUUCGAUUUCUGAGAUUCCACAUAUCUACCUCAUUUCGAAAUCAAAAUUAUAUCUGAUGGUAUAGAUAUGAUUAAAGAAGACUUUAAUAGAAAACGUCCCUCUAUAGAAACGAGAUUUAUGUGAUUUUCAACUAUAGUUUGAUAUUUUGGACGAACAUUUUUAGCUAAUACAGCUGUAAAAUGGACCGUGAAAUGGAAACACCAGAGCAAAAGACCCCAUCAAAACUAGAGAACACUCCGUCUAAACAAAAGAAGAUCCCGUCAAAAUCAAAUCGAUUUUCCGAUGAAGAUGACGGAAUUGCUUUAACAUCUAAAGGUAUAAUGUACAUAGGAGAAAAAGAACCUUACUCAAAUUCGAUGCGACUAGAUGAAUCGACAAUGGAUAUAUCAUUGGUUGUGAAUAACCAGAAACUAAAUGCUCACAAAGCUGUUUUAUCAGCUAAUAGUGCCUAUUUUAAUAAAAUGUUUGACAGUGAUUUCAAAGAACGGUUCCAAGAUAAAAUAGAAAUAACUAUAACUGAUAUUAGCUUUGACAUUUUGAGUUCACUUGUUCAAUUCAUUUACACAUCAGAAAUAUAUAUUACAGAAAAUAAUGUUCAGGAUUUAUUGAUUAGUUCUAGUGUAUUAUUACUAGAUGAAGUCGAAAAUGCUUGUGUAAACUACAUAAAAAAGAUAAUUGACACAGAAAAUUGCAUAAACAUGAAAGAUUUUGCUAAAACACUGGGAUUAAAUGAUCUCUAUUCUUUAUGCAUGACUUAUAUAAUAAAUAAUUUCAGAGCUGUAGCUAAUACUAAAGAGUUUAUGGAGACUGAUUUUGAUGAAAUAAUGCUGUUACUCAAGAAUGAAAAUUUAUUUGCUAAAGAAGAUAUGGUUUAUGAUGUUGUUAUGAAUUGGAUAAAAUAUGAUCCUGUAACCAGAUCCAAAUAUUCGUCAGAAUUAUUAUGGUAUGUUCGAUUGCCAUUAGUUCUAAAUACUUACCAAGGAGUUAUCAAAAAUUAUGGAUAUCAUGGUUCUAAGCGUAAUGAACUUAAUUCUUUUCGAAUGGAACAUCGAAAACCAUUUAGAAAAGGUAUAUUAGUGCUAAGUCAUUAUCCAUUUGAAUCAACUCCAGAGUGGUAUGACGCUGCCAUUGAUCAAUGGCAGAAUUGCAUAUGUGAAAAUUGUCUGUGUAAAACUUUUCAAUAUCGCUUAUUACCACCUAGAACUUUAUGUACAGUGGUUUUACUUGAUAAAAAUCGUUUAUUUGCUGCUGGAGGUUCUAGAUAUGGCAGAGGAAUGAAAUUAGCAGAUAUGUAUGAUUUGGAAACAAACAAAUGGAUACCCUUAAUUGACAUGUAUUUUGAACGUCUUAAGCCGUUUAUUAUACAACUUGAAUCACGUGUUUAUGUGGUUGGAGGUUGCACUUCUGAAAAAAAAAAUGCCAGUGUUAUAGAAUAUUAUGAUUUAAUUGAAGAAAUGUGGCAUGUUGUUUAUUGUGAAAUCAACCACAUUGAGACAUUUAAAAAUGAUAGUUAUGUUGCCUGCGUUAAAGGAUUAAUUUACAUAAUUGGAAAGACGCAAGCUGGAUAUUUUAAUCCUCGUACCAAGAAAUGGAGUUAUAUUGAUCCGAUACCUGAGUAUAAUAAGGGUUCUGCAGUUUGCGCAUUAAAUGGAAAUAUUUAUAUUAUCGGUGGUCAAUAUUUUGAAAAUUAUUACAAAAGUGUAUGGGCAUACUGUACUUUAACUGAAGAAUGGGUAUCUUUGGCUGAACUAAAUUUUGCUAGAUCGUUUUCUGGUGCUGUAGCAAUGAAUGGUAAUAUUUAUUUAUUCGGAGGAAAAAUGAUGAACACAUCUAGUUCAAAUAUAUUUGAAAUAUAUAAUCCUCAUGACAACAAAUGGGUCACUUCAAGUGCUUUUAUGAAAAAAGAUCGAUGUCACAUUGAUGCAAUUGUUAUUGAAAAAAGUUCUGAUUUUUUUAUAAAAGUGUUUGAAGAAUCAUCUAAAACUAUUUAUUAAAAAGUGAC
Melanaphis sacchari is the source of this 2136-nucleotide messenger RNA. RefSeq names its product kelch-like protein 3. Lineage: Eukaryota; Metazoa; Arthropoda; Insecta; Hemiptera; Aphididae. The transcript has 10 exons. The record is from RefSeq and is a predicted model, not a curated record. The coding region runs from base 314 to 2128 and encodes 604 amino acids. Gene Ontology annotation, molecular function: protein binding.